UUUUUUUUUUUUUUACAUCAGCGCGUGCCCGCGAGCUGCGACGGACAAGGACGGCGACUGACGCGUCCAUAAAAAAAAAAUCCCGCUUCAUUUUCCCCUUCAAACAUCUCAGGUUAUGCAUCCCAAAAGCAUCCCCGUAUCUCCCGCCGUGAAAGAAAAGGGCUGACCACCGUCAUCCCUCUGGUUCCCAGUUCGUCUCGCCACCUGAGCCCACUCGUCUCGGCCACACUUCCAUUCUGCUUCGUCGGCCACGCUCGACCCACCAUUGACCCCCCCGCAACGGGAGCCGUCUUCAUCCGGGCCCCAGAGCCUUGUCAAAACAAAUCACGCCCCCUGGCUGAGGGCCGAACCCAAUGGCUACAGGUGGUCAUGUCCCUGAGAUAGACGUUCUGAUCAACCUGCAUCAGGCACGGGAGGCUGACGAUCAUGAGGAAGAAUCACUGGAUAAACAGAAAAAAGAGGAGGAGGAGGAGGAGGAGGACUGGGAGAAAGCACUUUCUGUCGAGUGCUUUGCCGACAUCAUCAGUGACUCUGCGUCCGCCAGUGCUGACAGGAUGGGACGGAAUUACACCGAAAAAGAUUUUGAGUAUCACAGACACACGAUUCACCACAUACAUCACCCCUUAUCCACCCACCUGCCCGUGCCCCAGCGCCUACGCAAGCGGGUGCACAGCAUGGACCGCCGGCGCCGAAAGAAGCGGAAGAAAAAAAAGACCUCCCUACCCCCCUCUGAAGUUACACCCACCAUCCACGAGGUAGACGAGGAGGAGGUGGAGCCUGAAGUCGACACACAGAAGGUGGCCACAGACUUACCCAGCAUUGAAGCACAGUUUAGUUUGGAGAGCCAAGAGGACUUGGAGGAAUUCCCUCCAAACACCACCUUCCAUACAGAACAUGAAGGACGUUGUUCAACCCCAACCUGCACAUUAACUCUAAGGGGAGAGGUCUAUAGCGGUGGAUAUGCUGUCAUUGAACACCAUGAGGAGAUGGAAAAGGGCGACGCACCUUGCAACAGUGUGGGCGCAGGAUCCGCACCCCCCAGGGCGACCGCCACCCACAGCAGGUUCCGUCGACGGCCCGCCCACCAUCGCAUGACAAGUGCCCAGCGGAGCAACUAUGACCUGAGGGAGAGGAUCUGCAUCGGCAGCAUGACCGCUGUUGAGACGGCUGUCUAUUAUCAGCAAGUGCCAACUGAUGAAGCUGAGGCCCAGAUGUUGGCCAGCGUCGACUUGGACGACAUGAAAAGUCACAGAUUCGAGGACAACCCCGGGGUGAGACGUCACCUGGUGAAGAAGUCCUCCAGAUGCCAGCUGGGCCGGACAAGUAACAGUUCCACGCCGCUAUGCAGCUUGAAGAAGAAGAAAAGAGCAGCAGACAAGAAGACUCAUGAGUUGUUCGUAGAGCUGAACGAACUCAUCGUGGAGAAGGACCAUGAGAUGCGUUGGAAGGAGCGCGCUCGCUGGAUCAAGUUCGAAGAGGACGUGGAGGAGGAGACCGACCGCUGGGGGAAACCUCACGUGGCUUCACUCUCCUUCCGAAGUUUACUUGAGCUUCGACGCACCAUCACUCAUGGCGCCAUCCUCCUGGACCUUGAGCAGAACUCUCUGCCUGGAAUUGCCCACUUGGUGGUGGAGACCAUGAUCAUCUCUGAUCAGAUCAGGCCUGAGGACAGAUCCUGUGUCCUCCGGGCUCUGCUUCUCAAACACAGCCAUCCAAGUGACAUGAAGCACCGUUUCCACCGCUACCAAUCGUCCGCCAGCCUCCACGGGACUUUCAAUCACAACAACGUCCCGGACACCAGCUUGCCCCUCGUCGCCGAAGAACACGGCGAACACCAGGACAGCAAAGGUCCUGUUUAUGACCCAAAACAAGAAGUCUUCGUCAGCCUGUUCAAAUCUCUCCACCCUCUAUCUCCUGAGAGCCAUCCGGCGGCCGCCAGAUCCUUAAAGCUCCUCGCCAAGAUACCCAGAGAUGCCGAAGCUGUCAUUGUUUUAGUUGGGUGUGUUGAAUUUCUGGAGCAGCCAGCCAUGGCCUUCCUUCGGCUCAAUGAGGCUGUGCUUCUCGAGUCGGUGUUGGAGGUCCCUGUUCCUGUCCGCUUCAUUUUCGUUCUCCUGGGUCCCAGUCAGUCCAACAUGGACUAUCAUGAGAUUGGACGUUCCUUUUCAACCCUCAUGUCAGACAAGAACUUCCAUGAGGUUGCUUAUUUCGCUGACAACCGACAGGACCUACUGAAUGGCAUCAACGAGUUCUUGGACUGCAGCAUUGUCAUCCCACCCUCAGACGUGGAGGGUAAAGACCUGCUGAAGACGGUGGCCGACUUCCAGAAGCAGAUGCUGCGCAAGCGCAAGGAAAGAGAGUUGAAGAAGCACCAUUCGUCGACUGGCAUGGAGCAGGACAACAAAGAUAUGAGUCCGGAGGAGGAGGAGAACGAAGAACAAGAGAUAGACCCACUGAAGCGUUCAGGGAUUCCUUUUGGAGGACUGAUCCACGACAUCCGGCGCCGAUACCCCCACUAUGUCAGCGACUUGAAAGAUGCCGUUGACAUGCAAUGCAUCGCUGCUGUCAUCUUCAUUUACUUUGCUGCUUUGUCACCGACCAUAACGUUCGGAGGCUUGCUAGGCGAGAAAACUGAGGGGAUGAUGGGAGUGACUGAACUGAUUGUUUCCACUGCAACCCUCGGAGUUAUAUUCUCACUGCUUGCGGGUCAGCCUCUGCUCAUCAUCGGAUUCUCUGGACCCUUGCUGGUGUUUGAGGAAGCGUUCUACAAGUUUUGUCAGGCCUAUGAUUUUGAGUACCUCACCGGUCGGGUCUGGAUCGGGUUCUGGCUCAUCUUCAUCGUCCUGGUGAUCGUGGCGGCAGAAGGCAGCUUUCUCGUGCGCUUCAUCUCACCUUUUACUCAAGAGAUAUUCGCCUUCCUGAUUUCCCUCAUCUUCAUCUACGAGACUUUCUCCAAGCUCAGCAAGGUAUUUCAGGAGCAUCCACUGAUGUCGUGGUACCCCGGUGACUCCACCCCGCCCACUGAUGUUCACGACAUCAUCAACCAACCCAACACUGCCCUCAUGUCCCUCGUGCUCAUGAUGAGCACCUUCUUUAUCGCUUUCUUCCUUAGAAAAUUCAGAAACAGCCGAUUUUUAGGCGGGAAGGCUCGAAGGAUCAUCGGGGACUUCGGUAUCCCCAUUUCGAUUUUAUUGUCCGUGUUGGUGGAUUACUCCAUCACUGACACUUACACGCAGAAACUCAACGUGCCAUCGGGAUUUUCCGUCACGUCCCCUGAAAAGAGAGGUUGGUUCAUCAGUCCCUUUGGGGACAAACAGCCCUUUCCCACCUGGAUGAUGGGAGCGUCAGUUGUGCCCGCCCUCCUUGUCUUCAUACUCAUAUUCAUGGAGACCCAAAUCACCUCGCUCAUCGUCAGCAAGAAGGAGCGCCGCCUGGUCAAAGGCUCCGGCUUCCACCUGGAUUUGCUGCUCAUUGUUAUUCUUGGAGCCUUCUGCCCGCUCUUCGGCCUGCCGUGGCUCACGGCGGCCACCGUGCGCUCUGUCACUCACGUCAACGCCCUCACCGUCAUGAGCAAAGCCACGGCACCCGGGGAAAAGCCCAUGAUCCAAGAAGUGAAAGAGCAGCGGUUGACGGGGCUUUUGGUAGCCGUGCUUGUUGGUAUGUCCAUGGUGAUGACGGAUGUGCUGCGUCUCAUCCCGCUGGCCGUGCUCUUUGGCAUCUUCCUGUACAUGGGGGUGACAUCUUUGACGGGCAUCCAGUUAUAUGAACGCAUCACGCUCAUGGUCACGCCGGCCAAGCACCACCCUGACCAUAUAUACGUCACCAAGGUGAAGACGUGGCGCAUGAACCUGUUCACCAUCAUCCAGCUGGCGUGCAUCGUGGCAUUAUGGGUAGUGAAGUCCACCGCCGCCUCCCUGGCAUUCCCCUUUGUCCUCAUCAUGACGGUGCCGCUGCGGCGCGUGGUCCUCUCCAGAAUCUUCGAGGAACGUGAGCUGCAGGCGCUGGACUGCGACGAAGAUUCUCCCAACUUCAAUGAAGACGGACGAGAUGAGUACAACGAGAUUCACAUGCUGGUGUAGAACCGAACGAGCCGAAAAGAGCAUCUUCCUUUUAACGUUUUGACUCCAAAUCUUUGGCAGUGACAUUUAUUUAAUCUCUGGGUCCAAUGGGCGAAAAAGUAUUUAGAAAAAAAUGUAUUUGUAAGAUAGAUUUAUAUUAAUAUUUUCUAUUUUAUGAUGAGAAUAUACUUAUUGUGUGCAUAGCUCAGAUAAAUAUGUUUAUCCCUUUAAUUAUUACUCUGCAGGCUUUGGGCACGUGUGCAAUGGUGAUGUCACCUCUUAGGGCGUACUCUUACCUUACUCUUAUUUAUUUAUUUUUCUCCCUGAUAUUGUUACAAGCCGGGAGGAAAUGAUACGUUGUCGUUACGUGCGUGAAAUGUACAGAUAGUAAACUUCGUUUUUUUCCCAAAAUUUACAAAGCCAUUCCCAAUAUCGUGCUGGGACUAACGCGCUGGUGAGGGACCGUGCUGUGAUUUACGUCGUCGAUUGUUUCCAGUUGUUCGUUUUCCGUGGUACUGUGCCGAAGAAAACUAGUUUUUAUUAGCUGACAGAAUACAUCAAAAUCAAUCCAUCCAUCCAUUUUCUUUCGCUUAUCCGAGGUCGGGUCGCGGGGGCAGCAGCCUAAGCACAGAAGCCCAGACUUCCCUCUCCCCAGCCACUUCGUCCAGCUCCUCCCGAGGGAUCCCGAGGCGGUCCCAGGCCUUCUCAAGCCGCCGUGAGGGUUCCAAGGACCGUCAAGGAAGGACAUAGCAACAUUUAGACGUCUUUGCUGUGUGACGGUCUCAAGCCAACGUGCGGGUUCCGAGAACCACCAAGCACAGACAUUCGCUCGCAGGUGUAGACUUCUUUAUUUUUACAAAGUAAACAAGUCUUUUGCGGGUUGCUGCUCGCUCCUCCGUGUAGCUUUUCAGCCGUCCACGUCGCUUCUGUCUGCCCCUUGCUCGCGCUCUCUUCCUCGUUGCAUGCGCUGUUUGUUCUCUCGUGUCUCCUUCUCGUUUCUUCCUCGUUUCUCCACCACUCUCCCCCACGUUUACAGCUGCCGCCCCUUUUAACAGUGCGAGAGGAUUCAUUAGGUGUGUCCAGGUACGCGAUCCACGCACCUGAUCUCGCUUGUGGCGUCGCUCCCGGCAUGCCCCGCCUCGCCGCUCGCUCGCCGUCUCCGCCUCCUCGCUGUCAUCUUUCGGCAGCUCUGUCGGACCGUCGGCUCCGCCUCUCCCCAACUGCUUUUCAGCAGCUCCGUCUGCCGCUCGCUCUUCCGCUUGCCUUUCGGCUUUGGGCUUCGUCGCCUCUUUCGCGAUCUCAGUCUCUCUCCCUCUGGCUCCUUCUCGUCUCCCGGCCUCUCUCUCUCUGACGUUCACGGCUGUCACCCUUUUACACAGUGCGAGAGGAUUACUUAAUUGUCCCCAGGUGCGCGAUCCACGCACCUGAUGUCGAUUGCGGCGUCGCUUCCGCCUCGCCACUCGCUCGCCGUCCACGCCUCCUCGCCGCCAUCUUGGGCUGGGCUAUGGUGUGCCCUGCCUUGCUGUUGGACUGCCGGCUCCGCCCCUCAACACAUAGUCGUCCCAAUGUGUCCUGGGUCUUCCUCGUGGCCUCCUGCCAUAGGGAGGCGUUCGGGUGGCAUCCUGACCAGAUGCCCGAACCACCUCAUCUGGCUCCUCUCGAUGUGGAGGAGCAGCGGCUUUACGUUGAGUUCCUCCCGGAUGGCAGAGCUUCUCACCCUAUCUCUAAGGGAGAGCCCCGCUCAUUUCGGCCGCUUGUACCCGUGAUAUUGUCCUUUCGGUCAUAUCCCAAAGCUCAUGACCAUCAGUUGAGGAUGGGAACGUAGAUCCACCAGUAAACUGAGAGCUUUGCCUUCCGGCUCAGCUCCUUCUUCACCACAACGGAUCGGUACAGCGUCCGCAUUACUUAAAACGCCACACCGAUCCGCAAGUCGAUCUCGCGAUCCACUCUUCUCUCACUCGUGAACAAGACUCCGAGGUACUUGAACUCCUCCACUUGGGGCAGGGUCUCCUCCCCUACCCGUAGAUGGCACUCCACUCUUUCCCGGGCGAGAACCAUAGACUUGGAGGUGCUGAUUCUCAUCCCGGUUGCUUCACACUCGGCUGCGAACCGAUCCGGGUGAGAGCUGAAGAUCCCGGCCAGAUGAAUCCAUCAGGACCACAUCAUCUGCAAAGAGCAGAGACCUAAUCCUGCAGCCACCAAACCGGAACCCCUCAACGCCUUGACUGCGCCUAGAAAUUCUGUCCAUAAAAGUUCUGAACAGAAUCGGUGACAAAGGGCAGCCUUGGCGCAGUCCAACCCUCACUGGAAACAGGUCCGGCUUACCGGCUCUGACUCUGAUCAUACAGGGAGCGGACCACCACAAUCAGAAAGUCCGAUACCUCAAACUCUCUGAGCACUCCCCACAGGACUUCCCGAGGGACACGGUCGAAUGCCUACUUUAAGUCCACAAAGUACACGUAGACUGGUUGGGCAAACUCCCAUGCACCCUCAAGGACCCUGCCCAGAGUAUAGAGCUGGUCCACAGUUCCGCGAACAGGCCGAAAACCACACUGAAUCCAAAGUUCGACUAUCCGGUGUAGCCUCCUCUCCAGUACACCUGAAUAAACCUUACCGGGAAGGCUGAGGAGUGUGAUCCCACGAUGGUUGGAACAGACCCUCCAGUUCCUCUUCUUAAAGAGAGGAACCACCUCCCCGGUCUGCCAUCCAAAUCAAAUGUCUACGAAAUGUACAAAAACUGGGUAAUAGUGCCCCCUGGACCUUAGCUUUCGGGAAAUGGUGCCCCCAAAACCUUAUAGUUGACUAUGCCUGGUAUAUAGGAUGGGGUACCGAAUUUGACACUUUUAUAGGUACCGACCGGAUUACACUAUAUUGACAAAAGUAUUUGGCCACCUGCCUUGACUCACAUAUGAACUUGAAGUGCAAUCCCAUUCCUAACCCAUAGGGUUCAAUAUGAUGCCGGUCCACCUUUUGCAGCUAUUACAACUUCAACUCUUCUGGGAAGGCUGUCCACAAUGUGUGCUUGUAGGAAUUUUUCACCGUUCUUCCAAUAGCGCAUUGGUGAGGUCACACCAAUCGAGAAGGCCUGGCUCUCAGUCUCCGUUCCAAUUCAUCCCAAAGGUGUUCCGUCGGGUUCAGGUCAGGACUCUGUGCAAGCCAGUCAAGUUCAUCCACACCAGACUCUGUCAGUCAUCCAUGUUUUUAGGGACCUUGUCAUGUUGGAAGAUUAAGGGGCCCGCUCAAGGUUGGGUGCAUGGAAUUAUCCAAAAUGUUUUGGCAUACUGGAGCAUUCAAAGAUCCUUUCAUUGGAACUACGGGGCCAAGCCCAACUCCUGGAAAAACAACCCCACACCAUAAUUUCUCCUCCACCAAAUAUCACAUUCGGCACAAUGCAGUACGAAAUGUAGCGUUCUCCUGGCAACCUCCCAACCCAGACUGGUCCAUCAGAUUGCGAACUGGAAAAACGUGAUUCUCAACUCAAGAGAAGGCGUUUCCACUGCUCUGGAGUUCAUUGGCGACGUGCUUUACACCACUGCAUCCCACGUUUUGCGUCAGACUUGGUGAUGUAUGGCUUAGAUUCAGCUGCCCGGCCAUGGAAACCCAUUCCAUGAAACUCCCUGCGUACUGUACGUGGGCUAAUUGGAAGGUCACAUGCAGUAACUGAAAGUCGGCGACCUUUUUGCACUAUGCGCUUCAGCAUCCGCUGACUCCUCUCUGUCAGUUUACGUGGCCUACCACUCUGCGGCUGAGUUGCUGUUGUUCCCAAAUUCUUCCAUUUUCUUAUAAUAAAGCCGACAGUUGACUUUGGAAUAUUUAGGAGCGACCAGAUUUGUUACACAGGUGGCAUCCUAUGACAGUUCCACGCUGGAAAUCACUGAAAGUGGCCUGUUCUUUCACAAAUGUUUGUAAAAACAGUCUCCAUGCCUAAGCGCUUGAUUUUAUACACCGGGCCAAGUGAUUAGAACACCUGAUUCUGAUCAUUUGGAUGGGUGGCCAAAUACUUUUGGCAAUAUGGUUUAUGUCGGUACUACCGGGUACUAAUUCCCUCCAAAUGAAUCAUUACCAUAUUUUGACACCUGUAUUGCACGUGACGUCACGUCCGGUUGAAAACAGGCAGUAAGUAAGGCUCCAUGUUUCAAAAUGCGCUAGCUCAAUGCUAAUUUACAUUGGAUAUGCCAUAUACAUGCUAUCGAUUAGCAUGAGCGAUUUUGCAUGGCAAUUUUAACACUUCUAAAUUUGUCGAUCAAAACGACAACUAAUAUGUACGUUACCAUCGAGAAGGUGUUGUGUAUUAAAAGUACAAUACUCUGAACGACUCUUGCCGUCGUCAUGCGGGUUCCACGGACCAUCAAGGAAGGACACUUCUUUCGAGCAGGUUUGACUCUUGUUUAUUUUGCAAUAAAGCUUUGUCUUCAGGUCGGAUCGCUUUUCAGCUGCUCCUCUCCAAUGCUCGCUCACGGGCCGCUUUUGAGCCGCCGUCGUCGCUCUUUGCUUCCGCUCCUCGGUCGCUGCUGCGGGCUCUCCUCCUUCUGCCCCGAUCUCUCCUCCUUCUCCCCUUUUAUACAUCGUGAAGAGAAAUGAAUGUGUCCAUGUGCACGACCCACGCACCUGAUCCCGUCUGCGGUGUCGCUCCCGGCACGCCCCGCCUCUCCGUUCGGUCGUCAUCUCCGCCUCCUCGUCGCCAUCUUGGGUCAGGCUCCAGCGUGCCCUGCCGCUCCGUCGGACCGUUGGCUCCGCCCCUCCACAAAUACUUAUAUAUAAACACUUGCAAUAAACUAAAAAAGUUAGCAUAUCCGAUGGAAAGCGCUGAACAGUAAAGCUCCACGUUUCAAAAUGCGUUAGCUCGAUGCUAAUUUACAUUGAAUAUGCCAUAUACACGCUACCGAUUAGCAUAAUCAUCUUCAUUUGUGCGCUUUAAUAGGGUGCUAGAUUUUGGGCGUCAAGUGGGCCAAAGCGUGGUUCGAGGAAUCUGGUUUUUGACCUGUUCAGGACUACCAAAAUUGAUGAUUGUGAGUGAAAUUGUGACAAAAUGAUUUUCUUGUAUUUAUCAAGAGUCAACAGAAUGGUAGGUUUUGUUCGAAGCUAUUAGGAAUUGUCCCUAAUUCCUAACAAAACAACAACAAUUCUGUCUACUGUAGAUUAGCUUCUUCUUUACCUUUUUCUUCGAUUGCAAUUGUGCGCAAAUAAGAGAUUUAGUGUCUUUGUACAGACUUAUAGCACUUUGACUUGUAACCUGUCUCUGCCAGCCAAGCUCCCUGGCGAAGAAGUCACCAAAACCUUCCUUUUUUAUUGAUUUAUUUACAUUAUUCUUUCUUUUGUUAAUAUGAAGAGUUCUACAAAAAGGUCAUUCCUAGAAGCGCAUCGCUUAAGUAUCAGGAACCAACUUUUAAAAUAAACAUCCAAAAUCUAGCCACCCAAUACCCAUUUAAAAUGUCAUACUGUCAGGUUCAAACACCGAACCGUCUAUUAAACAGGACAAGAAGCAAGGAAUCAAACAGAGGCGUAAUUCAAUUUAGCUCAUGAAGAGAGCGCGUGGACCCGCGCCUUCAUUCAGUGUCACCCCACGCUCUGAGGAAAAAGUUCCACUCCCUGAUUAUAGCUGCACUGGAUCAUGAACAGUUAAAACAAAAGGUGCUUGGAGUGGUGUCAGGUUUGCCCCCUCUCUGCUCGUAGAUUAAAUAGGACCUUCCCGUGUCUGUCCAGAUCUGAGAAACCGACACCUCUACGGCGCAUCCCAUCGCACACAGUGGAGAUUUCCAAGCUGUCCCUCUUUUGCUUGAUAAGAUCAAAGAUAGCUUUGUAAAGCACCAGUUUAUAGUAACCACAGGCUGUAGGACAACCUGAACUGCAAGCAAAGAAGUUGUGUGAUAACUUGUCUACAAUUAUUCUGACUCAUAUCAAUCUACCAACAGGUUGAUUUAUAAAGAAGGAAGCUUUGAAUCCAACAAAUCAGUCUCGAAA
Nerophis ophidion (straightnose pipefish) is the source of this 10016-nucleotide messenger RNA. It is a transcript of the gene slc4a3, whose product is annotated as solute carrier family 4 member 3. NCBI's taxonomy places the organism in Eukaryota, Metazoa, Chordata, Actinopteri, Syngnathiformes, Syngnathidae. Gene Ontology annotation, cellular component: plasma membrane. Bases 354 to 4076 code for a protein of 1240 amino acids. The record is from RefSeq and is a predicted model, not a curated record. The transcript is spliced from 23 exons. Gene Ontology annotation, biological process: regulation of intracellular pH; transmembrane transport; monoatomic anion transport. Gene Ontology annotation, molecular function: monoatomic anion transmembrane transporter activity; solute:inorganic anion antiporter activity.